AUGAACAAGUCCUCCUUGCGCUCCGGUGAGUACGCCUCCAUGUGCCUUUCCCCUCUCCUCUAUCGCACCCUCUAACCCUAACCCUCACUUUAGAUAAAGAAGGGAAUGGAGACUGUUACUUUGGGUGUGUUCUGGCUGUAGUUGUUUAAAUCCUUCGGGGCUGGGUGAGGGUUAGUGUUAGUGACGGGACGGGGAGGGCAGGGAGAGGGCAAGGAAGAGAGAGAAGGAGAGGGAGGUGAGACUUGGUGAGAGAGGCCAGGUGCAGCGGGUUGCUGAUCCCACCAUCUGCCGGCAUGUAGACUCAGACCUGUUACCGUGGUGACCAAGACACCUGUUAUGGUGGUGUUUUUAAUUAAAGCUGUAUUAAUAGAUAUAUGUCUGGAAACAUCCAGACCCUACAGGGACACAGGGUUAGCUAGAGCACAGGGACACGGGGUUAGCUAGAGCACAGGGACACAGGGUUAGCUAGAGCACAGGGACACAGGGUUAGCUAGAGCACAGGGACACAGGGUUAGCUAGAGCACAGGGACACAGGGUUAGCUAGAGCACAGGGACACAGGGUUAGCUAGAGCACAGGGACACAGGGUUAGCUAGAGCACAGGGACACGGGGUUAGCUAGAGCACAGGGACACGGGGUUAGCUAGAGCACAGGGACACGGGGUUAGCUAGAGCACAGGGACACGGGGUUAGCUAGAGCAGGGUUAGCUAGAGCAGGGUUAGCUAGAGCACAGGGACACAGGGUUAGCUAGAGCACAGGGACACAGGGUUAGCUAGAGCACAGGGACACAGGGUUAGCUAGAGCACAAUACUGCUCCGUUAAACACCUUUAUACAACAUCAAGGUUAGUAGUAUUAGGCCUCUAUCCAAUCAGAUCCGCUUUAGUCAACAUCCGCAUAGCGGUGGUUAUGGCAGUGUUAGAGCUGUCAAAUCCACAAGUGGCUCCCAGCAUUAUACUUAACACAACAUUGCCAUUGGCUGCACAGAGUCACAUUGACAGAAAUCCCAUGCAGCCUUGUUGACAAGUUUUAGCACUGGAAUGUUUGAUGUAAUCUACACCUCCAUUAGGCUGAUAGAAAUCCUCAUUAUUUAGUUGAAUGAUUUUCAAUUUGCGUGUAAUUAUUUCUAGAUAGCCUACACUUUCUCAUUCUGAACUUCUAACAGGAGUGGAAUGGAUGUGGCUUGACAAUAAUUGCAAGAGCAGCUCCUCACCGAUUUCACAGCUCCAACGCAGGCCCCAAAACAUCCGCUAUGCAGGUGUCUGCUAUCACCGGUUAAUGCUUGGUCUGAUUGAAUCUAUGCCUUAGUGUCUUUCAGGUGUUGAUCUAGAAUAUUCUAGAGUCCUGGACUCAUGGCUGCUGUCACAGAUUACUGUAACUAUUAUUGACCAUGAGCAGGGUUCCCUCUCUGUUAUUAGCAACAGGAUGUGUGUGAGUUAAUAUUAUUGACCAUGAGCAGGGUUCCCUCUCUGUUAAUAGCAACAGGAUGUGUGUGAGUUAAUAUUAUUGACCAUGAGCAGGGUUCCCUCUCUGUUAAUAGCAACAGGAUGUGUGUGAGUUAAUAUUAUUGACCAUGAGCAGGGUUCCCUCUCUGUUAAUAGCAACAGGAUGUGUGUGAGUUAAUAUUAUUGACCAUGAGCAGGGUUCCCUCUCUGUUAAUAGCAACAGGAUGUGUGUGAGUUAAUAUUAUUGACCAUGAGCAGGGUUCCCUCUCUGUUAAUAGCAACAGGAUGUGUGUGAGUUAAUAUUAUUGACCAUGAGCAGGGUUCCCUCUCUGUUAAUAGCAACAGGAUGUGUGUGAGUUAAUAUUAUUGACCAUGAGCAGGGUUCCCUCUCUGUGUGAGUUAAUAUUAUUGACCAUGAGCAGGGUUCCCUCUCUGUGUGAGUUAAUAUUAUUGACCAUGAGCAGGGUUCCCUCUCUGUGUGAGUUAAUAUUAUUGACCAUGAGCAGGGUUCCCUCUCUGUGUGAGUUAAUAUAUUGACCAUGAGCAGGGUUCCCUCUCUGUGUGAGUUAAUAUUAUUGACCAUGAGCAGGGUUCCCUCUCUGUGUGAGUUAAUAUUAUUGACCAUGAGCAGGGUUCCCUCUCUGUGUGAGUUAAUCUUCUUUAUUCCAAGAGACUGCUGCUCUCUGCCCCUCUAAUACAAGGACACAACCUCUGCUCUGCUGUGUGACGACAUGUCUGGGUGUGCGUGCAUUUGUGUACUUGUGUGUGGUUGUCCGUGCAUGUGUUUGGUAAAGAGUUAAAACUCCUGCUGUGACAAUUAGUUAACUUCCCCUGAGGCAGAGGGUAAAGACGCUUAUAGGUUAUAACGCACAAAAACACACACACACACGCACACACACAAGCACACACCCACACUAAUCCACACACAGCAACUCUAAACACAUUUUCCUAUUUGCUGUUUGUUGACCCAUCUCUACUAUUGGCUGUUUUUUGACCCAUCUCAAACCUUAGUUAAGAGGAUAUGUGUGUUCACAGAGUGUGUGUGUUCCGGUUGGGUGGAUAUAGUUAGAGCUGGUUCCCUAUUGGGUAGAUAGAAUUAGAGCUGGCUGGUUUCCUGUUGGGUGGAUAUAGUUUGAGCUGGUUUCCUGUUGGGUGGAUAGAGUUAGAGCUGGUUUCCUGUUGGGUGGAUUUAGUUAGAGCUGGUUGGUUUCCUGUUCGGUGGAUAGAGUUAGAGCUGGUUUCCUGUUGGGUGGAUAGAGUUAGAGCUGGUUGGUUUCCUGUUGGGUGGAUAUAGUUAGAGCUGGUUGGUUUCCUGUUGGGUGGAUAGAUUUAGAGCUGGUUUCCUGUUGGGUGGAUAUAGUUAGAGCUGGUUUCCUGAUGGGUGAAUAGAGUUAGAGCUGGUUUCCUGUUGGGUGGAUAGAUUUAGAGCUGGUUUCCUAUUGGGUGGAUAUAGUUAGAGCUGGUUUCCUGUUGGGUGGAUAUAGUUAGAGCUGGUUUCCUGUUGGGUGGAUAUAGUUAGAGCUGGUUUCAAAUUGGGUGGAUAUAGUUAGAGCUGGUUUCCUGUUGGGUGGAUAGAGUUAGAGCUGGUUUCCUGUUGGGUGAAUAGAGUUAGAGCUGGUUCCUGUUGGGUGGAUAGAUUUAGAGCUGGUUUCCUGUUGGGUGAAUAGAGUUAGAGCUGGUUUCCUGUUGGGUGAAUAGAGUUAGAGCUGGUUUCCUGUUGGGUGGAUAGAGUUAGAGCUGGUUUCCUGUUGGGUGAAUAGAGUUAGAGCUGGUUUCCUGUUGGGUGGAUAUAGUUAGAGCUGGUUUCCUGUUGGGUGAAUAGAGUUAGAGCUGGUUUCCUGUUGGGUGAAUAGAGUUAGAGCUGGUUUCCUGUUGGGUGGAUAGAGUUAGAGCUGGUUUCCUGUUGGGUGAAUAGAGUUAGAGCUGGCUUCCUGUUGGGUGGAUAUAGUUAGAGCUGGUUUCCUGUUGGGUGAAUAGAGUUAGAGCUGGUUUCCUGUUGGGUGGAUAUAGUUAGAGCUGGUUUCCUGUUGGGUGGAUAGAGUUAGAGCUGGUUUCCUGUUGGGUGAAUAGAGUUAGAGCUGGUUUCCUGUUGGGUGGAUAUAGUUAGAGCUGGUUUCCUGUUGGGUGGAUAGAGUUAGAGCUGGUUUCCUGUUGGGUGGAUAUAGUUAGAGCUGGUUUCCUGUUGGGUGGAUAGAGUUAGAGCUGGUUUCCUGUUGGGUGGAUAGAUUUAGAGCUGGUUUCCUGUUGGGUGGAUAUAGUUAGAGCUGGUUUCCUGUUGGGUGGAUAUAGUUAGAGCUGGUUUCCUGUUGGGUGGAUAUAGUUAGAGCUGGUUUCCUGUUGGGUGGAUAUAGUUAGAGCUGGUUUCCUGUUGGGUGGAUAUAGUUAGAGCUGGUUUCCUGUUGGGUGGAUAUAGUUAGAGCUGGUUUCCUGUUGGGUGGAUAGAGUUAGAGCUGGUUUCCUGUUGGGUGGAUAUAGUUAGAGCUGGUUUUCUGUUGGGUGGAUAGAUUUAGAGCUGGUUUCCUGUUGGGUGGAUAUAGUUAGAGCUGGUUUCCUGUUGAGUGAUAAUUUAGAGCUGGUUUCCUUUGGGGUGGAUAUAGUUAGAGCUGGUUUCCUGUUGGGUGGAUAUAGUUAGAGCUGGUUUCCUGUUGGGUGGAUAUAGUUAGAGCGGUUCCUGUUGGUGGUUUCCUGUUGGGUGAAUAGGUUAGAGCUGGUUUCCUGUUGGGUGGAAGAGAGUUUAGAGCUCGUUCCUGUUGGGUGGAUAGAGUUAGAGCUGGUUUCCUGUUGGGUGGAUAGAGUUAGAGCUGGGGUUUCCUGUUUGCGGCUGGAUGAGUUAGAGAUGGCUGGUUUCCUGUUUGGGUGGAUAAGUUAGAUCUGUCUGGUUUCCUGUUUGGAUUUAGCUGGUUUUUCCUGUGUGUGGAUAGAUUUAGAGCUGGUUUCCUGUUUGGGUGGAUAGAUUUUAGAGCUGUGGUUUCCGUGUUGGGUGGAUAGAGUUAAACGCUGUUUUUCAUGUUUGGGUGGUAUAUUGUUAGAGCUGGUUUCCUGUUGGGUGGAUAUAGUUAGAGCUGGUUUCCUGUUGGGUGGAUAUAGUUAGAGUCAUGGUUUCCUUUGGUGGAUAUAGUUACGAAGCUGGUUUCCUUUUGGGUGGAUAGAGUUUAGGAGCUGGUUUUCCUGUUGGGUGAAUAGAGUUAGAGCUGUUUCCUGUUGGUUGGGAUAGAUUUAGAGCAUAUUUCCUGUUGGGUGGAUAGAGUUAGAGCUGGUUUCCUGUUGGGUGGAUAGAUUUAGAGCUGGUUUCCUGUUAGGUGGAUAGAGUUAGAGCUGGUUUCCUGUUGGGUGAAUAGAGUUAGAGCUGGUUUCCUGUUGGGUGGAUAUAGUUAGAGCUGGUUUCCUGUUGGGUGAAUAGAGUUAGAGCUGGUUUCCUGUUGGGUGGAUAGAUUUAGAGCUCGUUUCCUGUUGGGUGGAUAGAGUUAGAGCUGGUUUCCUGUUGGGUGGGUAGAGUUAGAGCUGGCUGGUUUCCUGUUGGGUGGAUAGAGUUAGAGCUGGCUGGUUUCCUGUUGGGUGGAUAGAUUUAGAGCUGGUUUCCUGUUGGGUGGAUAGAUUUAGAGCUGGUUUCCUGUUGGGUGGAUAGAGUUAAAGCUGUUUUCAUGUUGGGUGGAUAUAGUUAGAGCUGGUUUCCUGUUGGGUGGAUAUAGUUAGAGCUGGUUUCCUGUUGGGUGGAUAUAGUUAGAGCAGGUUUCCUUUUGGGUGGAUAUAGUUAUAGCUGGUUUCCUUUUGGGUGGAUAGAGUUAGAGCUGGUUUCCUGUUGGGUGAAUAGAGUUAGAGCUGUUUUCCUGUUGGUUGGAUAGAUUUAGAGCUUAUUUCCUGUUGGGUGGAUAGAGUUAGAGCUGGUUUCCUGUUGGGUGGAUAGAUUUAGAGCUGGUUUCCUGUUAGGUGGAUAGAGUUAGAGCUGGUUUCCUGUUGGGUGAAUAGAGUUAGAGCUGGUUUCCUGUUGGGCUGAUCGAGUUAGAGCUGGUUUCCUGUUGGGUGGAUAUAGUUAGAGCUGGUUUCCUGUUGGGUGAAUAGAGUUAGAGCUGGUUUCCUGUUGGGUGAAUAGAGUUAGAGCUGGUUUACUGUUGGGUGGAUAGAUUUAGAGCUGGUUUCCUGUUGGGUGGAUAGAUUUAGAGCUGGUUUCCUGUUGGGUGGAUAGAGUUAGAGCUGGUUCCCUGUUGGGUGGAUAGAGUUAGAGCUGGUUCCCUGUUGGGUGGAUAGAUUUAGAGCUGGUUUCCUGUUGGGUCCGUUACAAGACCAUGGUGCUUGCCUAUGGAGCAGUGAGGGGAACGGCACCUCCGUACCUUCAGGCUCUGAUCAGUCCCUACACCCAGGCGAGGGCAUUGCGUUCAUCCACCUCUGGCCUGCUGGCUCCCCUUCCUCUGCGGAAGCAUAGUUCCCGCUCAGCCCAGUCAAAGCUGUUCGCUGCUCUGGCACCCCAAUGGUGGAACAAGCUCCCUCACGACGCCAGGACAGCGGAGUCACUCACCACCUUUCGGAGACAUUUGAAACCCCACCUCUUUAAGGAACACCUGGGAUAGGAUAGAGUAAUCCUUCUACCCCCCCCCCCCCCCCAAAAAAGAAAAAAAAAGAAAGUAUAAUUGUAAAGUGGUUAUCCCACUGGCUAUAGGGUGAAUGCACCAAUUUGUAGUCGCUCUGGAUAAGAGCGUCUGCUAAAUGACGUAAAUGUGCCCUUGAGCAAGGCACUUAACCCUAAUUGCUCCUGUGAGUCGCUCUGGAUAAGAACGUCUGCUAAAUGACUAAAAUGUAAAUGUAAAUGGGUGGAUAGAUUUAGAGCUGGUUUCCUGUUGGGUGGAUAUAGUUAGAGCUGGUUUCCUGUUGGGUGGAUAGAUUUAGAGCUGGUUUCCUGUUGGGUGGAUAGAUUUAGAGCUGGUUUCCUGUUGGGUGGAUAGAUUUAGAGCUGGUUUCCUGUUGGGUGGAUAGAUUUAAAGCUGGUUUCCAUUUGGGUGGAUAUAGUUAGAGCUGGUUUCCUGUUGGGUGGAUAGAGUUAGAGCUGGCUGGUUUCCUGUUGGGUGGAUAUAGUUAGAGCUGGUUUCCUGUUGGGUGGAUAGAUUUAGAGCUGGUUUCCUGUUGGGUGGAUAGAUUUAGAGCUGGUUUCCUGUUGGGUGGAUAGAUUUAAAGCUGGUUUCCAUUUGGGUGGAUAUAGUUAGAGCUGGUUUCCUGUUGGGUGGAUAGAGUUAGAGCUGGCUGGUUUCCUGUUGGGUGGAUAUAGUUAGAGCUGGUUUCCUGUUGGGUGGAUAGAUUUAGAGCUGGUUUCCUGUUGGGUGGAUAUAGUUAGAGCUGGUUUCCUGUUGGGUGGAUAUAGUUAGAGCUGGUUUCCUGUUGGGUGGAUAGAUUUAGAGCUGGUUUCCUGUUGGGUGGAUAGAUUUAGAGCUGGUUUCCUGUUGGGUGGAUAUAGUUAGAGCUUGUUUCCUGUUGGGUGGAUAGAGUUAGAGCUGGCUGGUUUCCUGUUGGGUGGAUAUAGUUAGAGCUGGUUUCCUGUUGGGUGGAUAGAGUUAGAGCUGGUUUCCAUUUGGGUGGAUAGAGUUAGAGCUGGUUUCCUGUUGGGUGGAUAUAGUUAGAGCUGGUUUCCUGUUGGGUGGAUAGAGUUAGAGCUGGUUUUCUGUUGGAUGAAUAGAGUUAGAGCUGGUUUGUUUCCUGUUGGGUUGAUAUAGUUAGAGCUGGUUUCCUGUUGGUUGGAUAUAGUUAGAGCUGGUUUCCUGUUGGACGAAUAGAGUUAAAGCUGGUUUUCUGUUGGGUGGAUAGAGUUAGAGCUGGUUUCCUGUUCGGUGGAUAGAGUUAGAGCUGGUUUCCUGUUGGAUGGAUAUAGUUAGAGCUGGUUGGUUUCCUGUUGGGUGGAUAUAGUUAGAGCUGGUUGGUUUCCUGUUUGGUGGAUAUAGUUAGAGCUGGUUUCCUGUUGGUUGGAUAUAGUUAGAGCUGGUUUCCUGUUGGACGAAUAGAGUUAAAGCUGGUUUUCUGUUGGGUGGAUAGAGUUAGAGCUGGUUUCCUGUUCGGUGGAUAGAGUUAGAGCUGGUUUCCUGUUGGAUGGAUAUAGUUAGAGCUGGUUGGUUUCCUGUUGGGUGGAUAUAGUUAGAGCUGGUUGGUUUCCUGUUUGGUGGAUAUAGUUAGAGCUGGUUUCCUGUUGGGUGGAUAGAGUUAGAGCUGGUUUCCUGUUGGGUGGAUAUAGUUAGAUCUGGUUUCCUGUUGGGUGGAUAUAGUUAGAGCUGGUUUCCUGUUGGGUGGAUAGAGUUAGAGCUGGUUUCCUGUUGGGUGGAUAGAGUUAGAGCUUGUUUCCUGUUGGGUGGAUAGAGUUAGAGCUGGCUGGUUUCCUGUUGGGUGGAUAUAGUUAGAGCUGGUUUCCUGUUGGGUGGAUAGAGUUAGAGCUGGUUUCCAUUUGGGUGGAUAGAGUUAGAGCUGGUUUCCUGUUGGGUGGAUAUAGUUCGAGCUGACUGGUUUCCUGUUUGGUGGAUAUAGUUAGAGCUGGUUUCCUGUUGGGUGGAUAGAGUUAGAGCUGGUUUCCUGUUGGGUGGAUAGAAUUAGAGCUGGUUUCCUGUUGGGUGGAUGUAGUUAGAGCUGGUUUCCUGUUGGGUGGAUAGAAUUAGAGCUGGUUUCCUGUUGGGUGGAUAGAGUUAGAGCUGGUUUCCUGUUGGGUGGAUAUAGUUAGAGCUGGUUCCUGUUGGAUGGAGAGUCUUGGAGCUGCUUACCUUUUGGGUGGUUUGAUGUAGAACUGCUUUCCUGUUGGGUGGAUAGAGAUAGAGUUUUAUUUUUUAAGGCCAGUUGAGAACAAGUUCUCAUUUACAACUGCGACCUGGCCAAGAUAAAGCAAAGCAGUGCGAUUAAAAACAACAACAACACAGAGUUACAUAUGGAAUAAACAAAACGUACAGUCAAUAAAACAAUAGAAAAUCUAUAUACAGUGUGUGCAAAUGUAGUAAGCUAUGGAGGUAAGCAGUGGCGGCUCCUGAAAAAAUUCUCAGGGGGGGCAAUUUUUCUGAUGAUUUAGGUGACCUACACACAUUUUUAAAAAGAUAUGUCCAGCAACAACAUGAAGACAGGGGCAGCAUAUAAGUCAAUACCAGAAGCAUUUAUUGACUGAUCUCAAAAGUGUUGGCUUACAAAAUCAAAAUAAGUUAUCACAGUAAAAAUAAUCAAGGGUGUUCUUUCACAUUCCUCAACACUGCAUAAACAAUAUGCAUUUCCAUAAACAAAUGAAAUAUCAGCUGAAAAUACAGCAUCUUGGUAUUUGUUCAGAUUGCAGGAUCAACAAGAGCUUUUACCACAUUUUUUGCCUCAUGGUUGAAUUGGAAAUAUGUGCACCUGAGCAUAAUUCACAACAAGCAAGCAGGAGCUUUUGAUAGAGGCUACUGAAAACAUUGAUGCAAGUUAUUGGUAAUAAGACAUUUUUAUAGACUUCCAUAUUCUGCCCUCUUGUAUAGAUUUGUGAAAAUGAACAGUGAUAGACAUUUUGCCUGAAAACAGAAUUUGAAAGUAAUUUCUAGAAAAGGUAAACACAGCUAUCUGUAUGGCUUUGUAAAAAUUAACAACCAUAUUCUGGCCAAUUGUAUAGAUUUGUAAAUAUGAACAACCAUAUUCUGGCCAAUUGUAUAGAUUUGUAAAAAUGAACAUUGAGAAAGAUCGAAUGAUAUUGUUUAAUCUUACCUUAUGGCCUGCACACUGCUUGUGAAGCUGUCGAGGGCACGUUUGAUAAAGACAAAAAUCGAUGUCCUUCUUCUGUAGCUUCUGGUACAGAAUGUCGACGUGGGGCAUGAUUUUGUGAAAAAGCCGCAGGAAAAAAAUAAAAUCUUCAUCAUGUAGCAUCCUCACGUAGCCAGUCAAAUGAACCCAAUGAACCCGUCCGAAUGGCUUCAAAACAUUCUAUGAGGUCGUCUCGAUUCUCGUAGACAGUUUUCACGACUCUGCUUAGUAGAAACCUGUUGAAUUAUUACAUUUGGUCUGGGAGGUCCUAAUUGUUUCGUUGCCAAUUUAUCUUGAUUUGUUCACCGACAAAAAGGAACUUAUUUCAAAGAGACAAUCGCGUUGCACUGAAGGCUAGCCAUUUUGACGGUAAUAGUGAAUUGAUUGAUGAGGCUACCCGCUCUUUUCUUAGUUACGUUCAUGGUUAUGUUACGUAUGACGAAAGCGCGUAAGUGCAAGCCCUCAGAAACCCAUAGAGAUUGUAUUGAAAGCUCUGAUAUUUGAAAAAAAUUGAUUUUACAUUAGAGGCUAUGAGAGACUUCUGGGCGAUUUUCAACCUGACUGAAAUCGCCCCAAAACGGGCGGGGACAUUUGAAGCACAACUUUAGCCUGAUUGGACAUUUAGUGGCAGAUCAGACGUCUAGAUUAGAACACUGAUAACUACUGUUGCCGUGAUAUAAUUGAUUAGAAAAAAAAUCCCUUCCUUUUCCCGUUUGGCAGUGCGUCGCCCAUAUCGCCCUAAUGAACACACCGCCCCUGGAGGUAAGGCAAUAAAAAGGUCAUAGUGCAAAAUAAUUACAAUUUAGUGUGUGUGCAAAUAGAGAUACUGGGUGCAAAUGAGCAAAAUAAAAAACAAUGUAAAUAACAAUAUGGGGAUGAGGUAGUUGGGUGGGCUAAUUACAGAUGGGCUGUGUACAGGUGCAGUGAUCGGUAAGCUGCUCUGACAACUGAUGCUUAAAUGUAGUGAGGGAGAUAAGGGUCUCCAGCUUCAGAGAUUUUUGCAGUUCGUCCCAGUCAUUUGCAGCAGAGAACUGGAAGGAAUGGCGGCCAAAGGAGGUGUUGGCUUUAGGGAUGACCAGUGAGACAUACCUGCUGGAACACAUACUACAGGUGGGUGUUGCUAUGGUGACCAAUGAUCUAAGCUAAGUCAGGGAUUUGCCUCGAAGUGAUUUAUAGAUGGCCUGGAGCCAGUGGGUUUGGCGACGAAUAUGUAGUGAGGGCCAGCCAACGAGAGCGUACAGGUCACAAUGAUGGGUAGUAUAUGGGGCUUUGGUGACAAAACGGAUGGCACUGUGAUAUGCUUAAUGUGAGUCUGGAAGUAAAGUUUACGGUCUAACCAGACACCUAGGUAUUUGUAGUUGUCCACAUAUUCUAAGUCAAAAUAUUCUAUAUGGGGCUUUGGUGACAAAACAGAUGGCACUGUGAUAGACUACAUCCAAUUUGCUGAGUAGAGUGUUGGAAGCUAUUUUGUAAAUGACAUCGCCGAAGUCAAGGAUUGGUAGGACAGUCAGUUUUACGAGGGCAUGUUUAGCAGCAUGAGUGAGGAGGCUUUGUUGCGAAAUAGGAAGCCGAUUCUAGAUUUAACUUUGGAUUGGAGAUGCUUAAUGUGAGUCUGGAAGGAGAGUUUACGGUUUAACCAGACACCUAGGUAUUUGUAGUUGUCCACAUAUUCUAAGUCAGACCCACCGAGAGUAGUGAUUCUAGUCGAGCGAGCGGGUGCAAGCAGCAUUCGAUUGAAGAGCAUGCAUUUAAUUUUACUAGCGUUUAAGAGCAGUUGGAGGCCACGAAAGGAGUGUUGUAUGGCAUUGAAGCUCAUUUGGAGGUUUGUUAACACAGUGUCCAAUGAAGGGCCAGAUGUAUACAAAAUGGUGUUGUCUGCGUAGAGGUGGAUCUGAGAGUCACCAGCAGCAAGAGCGACAUCAUUGAUAUACACAGAGAAACCAAGGCUAUUUAGUCUGCCAAUAAGAAUGCGGUGAUUGACAGAGUCAAAAGCCUUGGCCAGGUUGAUGAACACGGCUGCACAGUGCUGUCUUUUAUCGAUCGCAGUUAUUGUAUCGUUUAGGACCUUGAGCGUGGCUGAGGUGCACCCAUGACCAGCUCGGAAACCAGAUUGCAUAGCGGAGAAGGUACGGUGGGAUUCGAAAUGCUCGGUGAUCUGUUAGUUAACUUGGCUUUCAAAUACUUUCGAAAGGCAGUGCUGGAUGGAAAUAGGUCUGUAACAGUUUGGAUCUAGAGUGUCACCCCCUUUGAAGAGGGGGAUGACCGCGGCAGCUUUCCAAUUUCUGGGGAUCUCAAAGAGAGGUUGAACAGACUAGUAAUAUGGGUUGCGACAAUUUCGGCGGCUAGUUUUAGAAAGAAAGGGUCCAGAUUGUCAAGCCCAGCUGAUUUGUAGGGGUCCAGAUUUUGCAGCUCUUUCAGGACAUCAGCUAUCUGAAUUUGGGUGAAGGAGAAGCGGGGGGGGGGGGGGGGGGGGGGCAUGGGCAAGUUGGUGGCCGGGGUAGGGGUAGCCAGGUGGAAAGCAUGGCCAGCCAUAGCAAAACGCUUCUUGAAAUUCUCGAUUAUCGUAGAUUUCGUAGAUUCUCGAUUAUCGGUGGUGACAGUGUUUCCUAGCCUCAGUGCAGUGGGUAGCUGGGAGGAGGUGCUCUUAUUCUCCAUGGACUUUACAGUGUCCCAAAACUUUUUUGAGUUAGUGCUACAGGAUGCAAAUUUCUGUUUGAAAAAGCUAGCCUUUGCUUUCCUAACUGAUUGUGUAUAUUGGUUCCUGACUUCCCUGAAAAGUUGCAUAUCGCGGGCGCUGUUCGAUACUAAUGCAGUACGCCACAGGAUGUUUUUGUGCUGGUCAAGAGCAGUCAAGUCUGGGGUGAACCAGGGGCUAUAUCUGUUCUUAGUUCUGAAUUUUUUGAAUGGGGCAUGCUUAUUUAAGAUGGAGAGGAAAGCACUUUUGAAGAACAACCAGGCAUCCUCUACUGACAUCAUGAGGUCAAUAUCCAUCCAGGAUACCUGGGCCAGGUCAAUUAGAAAGGCCUGCUCGCUGAAGUGUUUUAGGGAGCGUUUGACAGUGAUGAGGGGUGGUCGUUUGACCACGUACCCAUUACGGACGCAGGCAAUGAGGCAGUGAUCGCUGAGAUCCUGGUUGAAGACAGCGGAGGUGUAUUUAGAGGGUAUGUUAGUCAGGAUGAUAUUCAUGAGGGUACCCAUGUUUACAGAUUUAGGGUUGUACCGGGUAGGUUCCUUGAUAAUUUGUGUGAGAUUGAGGGCAUCUAGUUUAGAUUGUAGGAUGGCCGGGAUGUUAAGCAUAUCCCAGUUUAGGUCACCAAGCAGUACGAACUCUGAGGAUAGAUGGGGGCAAGCAAUUCACAUAGGGUGUCCAGGGCACAACUGGGGGCUGAGGGGGGUCUGUAGCAAGUGGCAACAGUGAGAGACUUAUUUCUAGAAAGGUGGAUUUUUAGAAGUAGAAGCUCAAACUGUUUGGGCACAGACCUGGAUAGUAUGAUAGAGCUCUGCAGGCUAUCUCUACAGUAUAUUACAACUCCGCCCCCUUUGGCAGUUCUAUCUAGUAGGAAAAUGUUGUAGUUCAGAAUGGACAUUUCUGAAUUUUUUGUGGCCUUCCUAAGCCAAGAUUCAGACACUGCUAGAACAUCAAGGUUGGCAGAGUGUGCUAACGCAGUGAAUAACUCAAAAUUGGGGAGGAGACGUCUGAUGUUAACAUGCAAGAAACCAAGGCUUUUAUGGUUACAGAAGUCAACAAAUGAUAGCGCCUGGGGGGUAGGAGUGAUGCUGGGGGCUACAGGGCCUGGGUUAACCUCUACAUCACCAGAGGAACAGAGGAGGACUAGAAUAAGGAUACGGCUAAAGGCUUUAAGAACUGGUCUUCUAGUGCGUUGGGUACAUAGAAUAAAGGGGGCAGGUUUCCGGGCGUUGAAGAAAAGAUUCAGGGCAUUAUGUACAGACAAGGAUAUGGAAGGAUAUGAGUACAGUGGAGGUAAACCUAAGCGUUGGGUAACAAUGAAAGAGAUAGCAUCACUGGAGGCACCGAUUGAGUCGGUCUCCGCUUGUAUGGGGGGUGGGACAAAGGAGCUCUCUGAGGCUGGUUGAGCUGAACUCUGGGCUCUACAGUGAAAUGGUAUAAUAAGAACUAACCCAAACAGCAAUAGGCUAGGCAUAUUGACAUGGGAGAGAGGCAUAAUGCAAUCACAGGUGUUAUUCGAUUAGAGCUGCUCAACUGGUUUCCUGUUGGGUGGUUAGAGUUAAACCUGGCUGGUUUCCUGUUGGUCGGUUAGAGUCAGAGCUGGUUACCUGUUGGUUGGACAGAAUUAAAAGCUGGCUGAUUGGUGGAUAGAGUCAGCUGGAUUUUGAACUGGUUUCUUUGUGAGUUAGAGCUGUUUUCCUGUUUAUUUUGUAUAUUUUCUUAGGGGUUAGGGUUAGGGUUAGGGUUUGGGGGGGGUUAGGGUUAGGUUGGGGGGGGGGGGGGGGGGGGGGGGGUAGAUCAGCUUUAAUAUUGCAGAUAGAUUGUAACUUCCAUCAAUGUAAUUGUCUGCAUCACUUCCAAUCCCCCAUGUUUUUUUUCUCUCGCAAAUAUAUAUAUAUACAUAACAAUAAUAUGCCAUUUAGCAGAUGCUUUUAUCCAAAGUGACUUACAGUCAUGUGUGCAUACUUUUUUGUGUAUGGGUGGUCCCGGGGAUCGAACCCACUACCCUUGGCGUUACAAGCGACGUGCUCUACCAGCUGAGCUACAGAGGACCACAUAUAUAUAAAUACAUAUAUAUACAUAUAUAUAAAUACAUAUACAUACAUAUAUAUACAUAUCCUUUAAAAAUAUAUAUUUCCCUUUAUUACUUUCCAACCCCACCACCCCUUCCAUAAUUGGAGUAAACUAGUGAACAACAAUGCUUAGGCCUCUACUUACAGCUUAUACAUACUGAACUUCCUCUACCCUCAACCUCUCCGAUAAUUUUCAUGAUGUCCAUCCGGUUUGCUUCUAUAUGCCAUAUCUCUCCAACUGUGCUCCUUCACAAAAGCUCUCAACCUAUAACCUAUAUACUCAUUAUGGACACAGCAUGCCCUACAUUAGUUAUCUUGCUGUUAUUAGUUGUUGUUAGUUGUUAUUAGUCCCAUCCUUCAGCUCCAUUCAACACCUCCCAUCUAUCUCUUAACACCAUCCAUAUUAGAUUUCUUUUUGCCAUGUGUUAGAGCCGAUUUGGGCAUAUUUUGUAUAAAAGACUGAACAUACUGAGCUCCAUGUACAUUUGUGUAAAUAUAUUAAAUAUUAAUGUAUAUGAUGAAAUAUUAGGUACGUACCUUUAUGAUUUAUUUACCGGAUUGAGAUAUAUUCAUUUGUUAUUAGUGUAACUUAGUUUUUUGGCCCCCCCUCUUGCCCAUUCAUUGUACUGUGUUAAUUGUGUUAGUAUAAAGGCAGGAAGUUGGGCCUUCGGGGGGAGGAGUCCUUGCUAGAUGCGGGAGCGGUAUAGUUUUUUGACCAUAUAGACAUACAGAAAUACAGACAGACAGGUCAUAUGAUAUUAUGUAUUUGCAUUUCAAGUAAUCUCUGCUUUAAGUUGAUUGGAGAAUACCUUUUUGUUAGAUAAGAAGAAUAAACAUUUUUGUUGCACUACAACCCUGGAUCUCAUUGAAUGUUUGGCCGUUUGGAAACGUUGAGUGUGGACUGUAUGCGUCCGAAACAACCCCGCUUCAGGCUAGGGCAGUGGCUAUGGUAAAGAGGAAAGGAAGCCACUACACCAUGUAUUUCUCAACUGUACUGUGAUGUUUCACAAAAGUUCUGAACCCUUCUUUUUACAUUGUUUCUACAGAUUGUAAAUUGAAAAUAAACAUUUUUGCUAAAAGUAUUAUUAUAUUAUUGAUCGAUUGCCUAUGACUUUUCAGAUCACCCAGUAGUGCUAUCUGCAGGGUUAGCUCCAAGUAAAGUUGAGGACCUGUGAGGCACCUGUUUCUCAAACUAGACACUCUAAUGUAUUUGUCCUCUUGCUCAGUUGUGCACCGGGGCCUCCCACUCCUCUUUCUAUUCUGGUUAGAGCCAGUUUGAGCUGUACUGUGAAGGGAGUAGUACACAGCGUUGUACGAGAUCUUCAGUUUCUCAGAACAAGAAUAGACUGACGAGUUUCAGAAGAAAGUUAUUUGUUUAUGGCCAUUUUGAGCCUGUAAUCGAACCCACAAUUGCUGAUGCUCCAGAUACUCAACUAGUCUCAAGAAGGCCAGUUUUAUUGCUUCUUUAAUCAGCACAACAGUUUUCAGCUGUGCUAACAUAAUUGCAAUAGGGUUUUCAAUUAGCCUUUUAAAAUUAUAAACUUUGAUUAGCAAACACAAUGUGCCAUUGGAACACAGGACUGAUGGUUGCUGAUAAUGGGCCUCUGUACGCCUAUGUAGAUAUUCCAUUAAAAAUCGCAGUUUCCAGCUACAAUAGCCAUUCCCAACAUUAACAAUGUCUACACUGUAUUUCUGAUCAAUUUGAUGUUAUUUUAAUGGAGGAAAAAACAAACAUUUUAUUUCGAAAGCAAGGAAAUGUCUUGCCCAUGCUUCAAUUUGCAUGCUCGACACAAGGUAGUAUGCAUUUUGGGAAACACCCAGGGUCACCCUUUUCCCAAGAUGCAAUUUCCAAUUGGCCUAAUGGUAAAUACAUUGGUUUCUCCACUUGGCCUAAUGGUAAAGAUGUGUUUCUAUGCAUGAGAGAGCAGGAUUUCGGUCCCAACUGAGACACAGGGAUGGAUAACAAAAACAACAGUUCAGAUAUUGGCUGUCCUUCAACUGUUUGUGUGUGUGUGUGUGUGUCACCCUGACAGAGGCGUGGAACGGCACGGAGCGUAUGCGUGUUGCCACGGCGAUGGGUGAGUCAUCAUCUGUCCAAUCUGAGAAGCUUCGCUCUUUGGCUCGCUCGCUCUCUGAGAUGGGAUUGGAUAACGGAAAUCCCCCGGGCAGCGCGAAGCAGCCUACCACGGUACGACCUUUAACCCCUGACCUUUAACCUCUAGUCCCUGACCUCUAACAUCUAACCCCUGAUCUCUAACCCUUGACCUCUGACAUGUAUCUUCUGUUAGGAAAGAUUCCAUUGAUGUUUUACUAAAUGCUAGCCAUCUGUUUUUUCUGAAGAUGUUACUAACCGUUACUUGUUUCCUCUGUCCUUGUUUCCUCAUCUCCCUCUCAAAGCUAAUUAGAAGUGGAGGUUUAUUGGAGAGUCCUUGUAUCCUCUCCUCAAAUGCGCAUCGAGAGGGAGGAAUUGGAGGAAACCAGGACAGAGGAUACAAGGAUUUGACGGCUGAUAACUUUUUCAGACACAGCCUUAGUCAUAGUCUGUACAGUUAUCAUUCAGCUAUUAUUGAAACAGGUGUACUGUUAUCUUUUAUCUUUUAGGUUCUGUUCUAGUGUGGUCCCAGAUCUGGUUCUACUGUCUAGUCUGGUCCCAGACCUGGUUCUACUCUCUAGUGUGGUCCCAGAUCUGGUUCUACUGUCUAGUCUGGUCCCAGAUCUGGUUCUACUGUCUAGUCUGGUUCCAGAUCUGGUUCUACUGUCUAGUGUGGUCCAAGAUCUGGUUCUACUCUCUAGUGUGGUCCCAGAUCUGAUUCUACUGUCUAGUCUGGUCCCAGAUCUGGUUCUACUGUCUAGUCUGGUCCCAGAUCUGGUUCUACUCUCUAGUCUGGUCCCAGAUCUGGUUCUACUGUCUAGUCUGGUCCCAGAUCUGGUUCUACUCUCUAGUGUGGUCCCAGAUCUGGUUCUACUGUCUAGUCUGGUCCCAGAUCUGGUUCUACUCUCUAGUGUGGUCCCAGAUCUGGUUCUACUGUCUAGUCUGGUCCCAGAUCUCGUUCUACUCUCUAGUCUGGUCCCAGAUCUGGUUCUACUCUCUAGUCUGGUCCCAGAUCUGGUUCUACUGUCUAGUCUGGUCCCAGAUCUGGUUCUACUCUAUAGUCUGGUCCCAGAUCUGGUUCUACUGUCUAGUCUGGUCCCAGAUCUGGUUCUACUGUGAAGUCUGGUCCCAGAUCUGGUUCUACUGUCUAGUCUGGUCCCAGAUCUGGUUCUACUGUCUAGUGUGGUCCCAGAUCUGGUUCUACUGUCUAGUCUGGUCCCAGAUCUGGUUCUACUGUCUAGUCUGGUCCCAGAUCUGGUUCUACUCUCUAGUGUGGUCCCAGAUCUGGUUCUACUGUCUAGUCUGGUCCCAGAUCUGGUUCUACUGUCUAGUCUGGUCCCAGAUCUCGUUCUACUGUCUAGUGUGGUCCCAGAUCUGGUUCUACUGUCUAGUGUGGUCCCAGAUCUGGUUCUACUCUCUAGUGUGGUCCCAGAUCUGGUUCUACUGUCUAGUCUGGUCCCAGAUCUGGUUCUACUGUCUAGUCUGGUCCCAGAUCUGGUUCUACUCUCUAGUCUGUUCCCAGAUCUGGUUCUACUCUCUAGUGUGGUCCCAGAUCUGGUUCUACUGUCUAGUCUGGUCCCUGAUCUGGUUCUACUCUCUAGUGUGGUCCCAGAUCUGGUUCUACUGUCUAGUCUGGUCCCAGAUCUGGUUCUAAUGUCUAGUCUGGUCCCAGAUCUGGUUCUACUGUCUAGUGUGGUCCCAGAUCUGGUUCUACUCUCUAGUUUUGUCCCAGAUCUGGUUCUACUCUCUAGUCUGGUCUCAGAUCUGGUUCUACUCUCUAGUCUGGUCUCAGAUCUGGUUCUGCUCUCUUGACAACUCGUUAUGUAAUUGCCAUACCAAACAUGUUUGGAGUGACAUUAGUGACAAGGAGUUGGCAAGAGCGCAGAACCAGAUCUGGGAACAGGCUACCAGCACUCUGUCUUGCCACCCAAACACUGCCCUCUCACCCCUAACCCUAACCCUAGCCCAAGAAAACCUCAUUUGGUUGUGUGUGUGCAGGAGCCGUCCAUAGAGCUUGGUAAAGGGACGUUCUUUGCAGACGGCCAGAGGAAGGUGGACUAUAUUCUGUGCUAUCACUAUAAAAAGAGGAGGAUCUCCCAGCAUCGCCUCUCCCUCACCUCUCAAGCCUCCAAUGGGAGCCUUCCACUGCCCAGUGCGCUGAGACGUGAUUCGCAGCCUGAGCUGGAGGUGGGGCUGCAAGAGGGGGAGGAGUCUCACCUGAGUGAGGAAGAGAAAGCUAUGAUGAGGGAGGAGUUUGAGUCUGGGCUGUUGGAGCAGGGUCUGCAGCUGGAGAGAGACAAGGAG
Messenger RNA from Coregonus sp. 'balchen', 18317 nucleotides. Lineage: Eukaryota; Metazoa; Chordata; Actinopteri; Salmoniformes; Salmonidae. The record is from the annotation of a GenBank genome assembly.